UGGUGCGGAGCCUCCUGCCGCUGCCCGGCGGCCCCUCCGAUGCCCGCUUCAAUCCGUGAGGCGUUAGGUGGCGAGGAGCGCUCGGGGCGGGCGGCGGCAGCCCUCUCUGUGGGCCGGCACCGCGGCGGGAACACAGGGGCGAGCGCAGAAAUACCCGGGAAAGACUCACCCUGUGAAGUGAUCAGACCAGCACUUGAAAAGAGGUGUUUCUGGCAGAUAAGCUCCAUGUCCGUCUCACAUGCCCAGUGUUGUCACACAGCUAAUAAAGAUCCCUGUGGCCCUCUGCUGCCAAGAUGUCCAGUAACAUACCCUCCCAUCUGUGUGUGGAACCCAAGUUCCCUUUGCAUGCCCUUGAUACCCUCAGCCAAAAGGAAUUUCAUUGAUUCAUCCCCAGAGGCUUCCAGUGUCGUGAGGGGAGCUCGUGUGUUGGCAAGGAGAGAAGCUGAUGGCUAUUACUACCUGGGCCACAUUGCCCAAGAGAGCUCCAGGGAACGCUUUUUAAUCGAGUUUGACAAAAGUCACCUUCUGAAAGGCAACAAAGAGUUUCGCACACAGGAAACGCCUCUCUACGACAUCCUCCACUACGAAGAUGCCAGACAACGGCCUCUUGCUCCAGGAGACAGGGUCUUGGCACCAUGGGAGGCUCGAGCUGAGCGGUUUGGCCCGGGCACUGUGCUAAAGGUUAUGGAGAACAAGGAGGCACGUUUAGCACACAAGACAAGGGGAGUCCUUGUGAAUUUCUGGAACGGGCAGACUAAGGAGGUGUCUUCUGACCAAGCUCUGCGGAUUCCUCUGCCUUUAAGCGAACGCAUUAUCCUAGAGCUGCAGAUGCCUUUAGCAGCCAGGCAGAUGGUGGUAGAGUCAAGCUUGGAUUAUCCAUACGUCGUGACGCCUGGUUACAGAGCCUCAGGCCAUUUCAGACUGGGUCACUCAAACCUCCAUCUGUAUUUGCCUCAGCUGUGUGCUAAGUGCAGCUGCAAGUGUAGUUCCCAUCCUGAUUGCUGCCUGGCAGCCUGGGGGCCCACAGGGCUUAAAGGUUGCAAAGGGCAGCAGGAAGAUCCUUUCGUCUCAGGAACAAGCACAAAUAAAGAUGAGCUCAGUGAGAAAAUAGAACAACAACUAUCUGAAGUGAGGAUUUCAUCUUCAGAAAGCGUUUCGUCGGAGGAAAAGGAAGAUGAGAGAUUGGAGACAGAAUGUGUUCCCAAAGAUGUUUGGUCUUGUGUAGAAGAGGAGGAUGAUAAGGUUAUAGAACCUAAGAAGGGUCCUCAGAGGGAGAUGACUCAUGCUGUGUUCGAUGCUGCUGUCAACACAGACAGCUGGUUAAUGGAGACAGUCCACAAUGAAGAAGCAGACAGAAAGCAGCAGGAUGCUGAAAUGGAAGCUGGUGUUAAACACAAACAUGGUCUUUUGGGGUCCAGAGUAGCAGAAGCUCCAAUCCAGCAUUCCCAAAGGAGCCCUUCCCUGGGAACCAGUGCAUUGGUUCCUUUCAGGUGCCAAAGCUUCUUUGCCCAAGUGAAGCGAUCUCUCGAGAAAGACAGCCUGACCAUCAGAUCAGCUCUGCGUGGACAGAGACCACACAGCACCUCCAAUGUGCAGGCCACGAGAUCCACAAAUCUUCUAAAAGACAAAAGCAUUACAAAAUCAGUCCUUGUUGGGAGACCUCAGGAGAGAUGGAAAGAGAUGGACUUCAGCAGAACCAAGACUGAGCACAAAAGGUGGCAAGAGGAACAGAGGCAGCUGAAGAGGGAGCAGCAGCAGGAGGCUGACGGCAUGAGACGCCAGCUGUGCAGGGACACCCAGAGGUAAUCAUACUCUGAAGCCAACUGGGUUCUUCAGUACCUGUCAGAAGGUUGGCAGUGUCUCCUCAGUCAGCUUCUGACAUG
This is a messenger RNA of Colius striatus (speckled mousebird), 1883 nucleotides long. RefSeq lists its product as uncharacterized. The record is from RefSeq and is a predicted model, not a curated record. Lineage: Eukaryota; Metazoa; Chordata; Aves; Coliiformes; Coliidae. Bases 40 to 1806 code for a protein of 588 amino acids. The transcript has 9 exons.